AUGUUCACAGAAUAAGUCUCCAUAUAAUCUUAAAUCUCAAUUAAAAGAUGUUAUAAAGAAGCUAGCAUAGAAAUGGCCUCUAAUCCUGCCAACCCUUUCCACUAAUGGAUUAUCAAGCUCGAUGGAAAAAGUAUAAAGACUUAAAAAAGAAACAUUUUAGCUGUUCCAUCCCCUCAAUUAGCAUCUUAUAUUGCUUCAGAAUUCAACAAUCAAAAUAAAAAUAUGUCACUUCUAAGCAUGCAAUUGUUUUUGCUUGCCAGUCAUGCUGUUGAUUUAGACUUCGAUGCUUCAAGUAGAGAUAUAAUGGAAAUGAGCUUUAUAGGUAAUUUUGAAAAUGAUGUCAUUCUCAAAAGACAUUAAAGCCAAGAUAAAUUACUUUAAAAGGAAUCACAAACAUUCGAACCUCUAAUAGCUUAAUUAAAUAGAAAAUUCAACGUAGAAAUAAGUUCUAAAGAUAAUAGAAAUUAAGAGUUCUUAAACUAAUUGAGCAAAAUUAAACUCGAAUCAUUCAUUAGAGAAAUGAAUAACUGGUAAUUAGUCAGCUUAAACUCAAAAAUAGAAAAUCUCGAAUCGUGCAUCUUGGGGUUGAAUUUGUAAUUAGGAUCAAUAGACAUUACAAAGGCAUUAGCUCUAAGAAAGUCGCUAAUAGAAUAAAAGAACUCAAUGAAUAAAUCUUUUGAAAAAUCAUAUUAUGAAAGUAAUCUGAAAGUCAACCUUGAGGCUGCUUAGUUGUUUUCAUAGUCAAUAACCACUUAGAGUAUCAUGUAUUGA
This is a messenger RNA of Paramecium tetraurelia, 771 nucleotides long. RefSeq lists its product as uncharacterized. Gene Ontology annotation, biological process: mitochondrial proton-transporting ATP synthase complex assembly. Gene Ontology annotation, cellular component: mitochondrion. The record is from RefSeq and is a predicted model, not a curated record. Lineage: Eukaryota; Ciliophora; Oligohymenophorea; Peniculida; Parameciidae. The transcript has 3 exons.